AUGCUUUGGAUUUAUACUUUAAUUGGUAAUGCACUCUCAAGAAAUCCAGGUCUCGGGCAGGUUGUUGCACGAGUUAACAUUCUAGCAUCAGAAGGGGUACAAAAGAAUUUUGAGGGAACUCUAGUUGGUGCUGAUCGUGCGAAGGAUCUUGCUGUCUUGAAGGAAGCCUCUGAAGAUCUGUUGAGACCUAUUGUUGUGGGGCAGUCAUCUUCUCUAAGAGUUGGGCAGCAAUGUUUAGCAAUUGGAAAUCCAUUUGGAUUUGAUCAUACCCUUACUGUUGGAGUUAUUAGUGGACUGAAUCGAGACAUUUUUAGUCAAGCGGGAGUCACCAUUAAUGGUGGAAUUCAAACCGAUGCAGCUAUCAAUCCUGGGAACAGUGGAGGACCCCUGCUAAAUUCAAACGGAAAUUUGAUUGGGAUAAAUACUGCAAUAUUUACUCAGACAGGUACAUCAGCAGGUGUAGGAUUUGCUAUCCAAUCAUCAACUGUGCUAAAAAUUGUCCCUCAGUUGAUCCAAUUCGGCAAAGUUGUUCGAGCUGGUUUGAAUGUGGAUAUAGCUCCAGACCUGAUUGCAAAUCAACUCAAUGUUCGUUAUGGAGCUCUUAUUUUACAGGUCCCUAAAAAUAGUGUUGCGGCGAAGGCUGGCCUACUUCCUACCACAAGGGGAAUUGCGGGUAACAUAGUCCUCGGGGAUGUCGUUGUUGGAGUUAACAACAAACCUGUUAAAAACCAACCAGAGUUGAACAGCGUAUUGGAUGAAUUUAGCGUGGGGGAGAAAGUAAUCUUAAAUAUUCAGAGAAGCGGUGAAAAUUUGGAGGUUCCCAUAAUAUUAGAGGAAAAGAGUUCAUAAUUGGUAUGCUGAUGAUUUUUACUUGUUAAUCAGCAUAGCAUUUCCUCAUUUGUAUGAGUAUAUUAUUAUUCUUGGUCCUGAGAUGUACAAUGAGGAAUUA
This is a messenger RNA of Rosa rugosa (rugosa rose), 949 nucleotides long. Its product is annotated as protease Do-like 8, chloroplastic. Lineage: Eukaryota; Viridiplantae; Streptophyta; Magnoliopsida; Rosales; Rosaceae. The coding region runs from base 1 to 849 and encodes 282 amino acids. The record is from RefSeq and is a predicted model, not a curated record. The transcript is spliced from 9 exons. Gene Ontology annotation, molecular function: serine-type endopeptidase activity; protein binding. Gene Ontology annotation, biological process: proteolysis.